Molecule: messenger RNA, 663 nt
Organism: Bipolaris maydis ATCC 48331
Lineage: Eukaryota; Fungi; Ascomycota; Dothideomycetes; Pleosporales; Pleosporaceae
Source: RefSeq, a predicted model, not a curated record
AUGUUGUAUUCACAAUGGCAAGAAGAAGUACUCCGCGUAAUCAACUACGCUGACGUGGACGUGUGGCGAACCGGCAUAAAGCGCGAGACGCAGCAAGACCAAGUUAUAUGGUUCGAUACUCGAGAUGCGCGGUACACGUUUAUCAACAGCGCCGAAACGCGAUUUGAUGAUGCCGAUUUCCAUGCUGUGGAUGGCGAAUGCAAGGAGUACAACGCGCACGUUACGCUCGACUGGAGACGACUCAUGACCAUGCUAUUUGCUGAGGAGAAUAUCGUACGAAAGAGGCUGGGAAGCGGCACACUGUCGUUUUGGGAGUACGCUGAGCAGCGUAUCCGGAAUAUCCUUAGGAGUUCGGGGCGCCGCAUGUCCAUAGGUAACAGGGAACUGAGAUUAGAAUUCGUACUUUACAGGCGCAGAGUCAAUGUUUUUCUUCAGAUACUUUGUUGGAAUGACUGCAGAUUUUAUCCUCUGUAUACUGAAGCGUUGGAGCGGCGUCUUCGUUACGCGUUUGAUCGGGAUGGUGGGGAUACAUGCAGACUUGAGGACGUUUUCGAUGACGUCCGUGAAUUUAAUAAACAGUUGGGGAGUGACAGGAUGCAGAGACGGAGUGAUCGAUUGAAGGAUUUUGCUGAAGGACUAUGGGCGCAGCGGUGGAACGUUUAA